AUGCAAAUCCUCAUCGUCGGAGCCGGCCUAGGCGGUCUCUCAUGCGCCAUAUCCUGUCGCAAAGCCGGUCUUGACGCUACUGUUCUGGAACAAAGCCCUGAGAUUUCAGAGAUUGGCGCAGGAAUCCAAGUCCCCCCUAAUGCCUUCCGCGUCAUGCGUCAUCUGGGUCUACUGCCCCAGGUCAAAGCUAAAGGAACCCGGGUUGAAUGGCAGGAUAUCCUCAGUUAUCGCGAUGGGGGGUUGAUUAUUCAAAGGCUGCUUGGGGAUGAUACUGUGGAGGAGUUGGGAGGGCAGUGGUUGGUCAUCCACCGAGCAGAUUACCAUGCGAUUCUCCUCGAGGAAGCAAAACGGCUCGGGGUGAAUAUUCUACUCUCUGCCAAAGUAACAGAGCUGGAUGUCGAGAAUACCAAAGUCCACCUCGAAGAUGGACGGGAAUUCUCCGCUGAUGUGAUUGUUGGUGCUGACGGCCUUUGGUCCCAAACCCGCACCACAAUCCUCGACAAACCCUCUCCUCCCUACGAAACAGGCGACCUUGCAUACCGCGCCACAUUCCCCCGCGAAUCCCUCCUGGCGCUCAACGAACCCCGUAUCAACGAACUCGUCAACGGAAACGGGGUAACUCUCUGGGCCGGCCCAGGAGGCCAUAGUGUCUUCUAUCCAGUUAAAAACGGCACGGUGUUUAAUCUUGUGCUGUUGCGGCCGGACAAUAUGCCUGCGGGGACGAGGACUGCACAGGGAGAUAUUGGGGAGAUGCGGGCGACUUUUGAGAAAUGGGAUCCUGUGCUGACGAAGAUUAUCUCCUGCAUUCCAACCGUAUUGAAGUGGAAACUGCUGCAUCAUGAGGAAUUAGAGUCGUGGACUAAGAAUAAUAUAACCAUCCUCGGAGACGCCUGCCACCCCACCCUCCCUUACCAAGCUCAAGGUGCCGCCAUGGCCGUCGAAGACGGCGCCCUUCUCGGCGUCCUCCUGGGCGAGUUCAACAAACGCGCCGACAACACCGACAAAACCAUAAAUGGGGUGUUGAAGCUGUAUGAGUCGAUGCGCAAGCCCCGCACCACGCUGAACGUCAAGGGUGCGCUGAAUAAUCGCGACUUCUAUCAUAUGGUGGAUGGGCCGGAGCAGGAGGAGAGAGAUGCAUCCUUUAAGGGAUAUGAUUGGAGUAUUGGGGAGAGUAAGUUUGCGUGGGCGAAUGUAAAAUACCAGAAGGAUUUAUUGCGGUAUGAUGUUUUGGCGGAUGGGAGGGAGAGGUUUGCUGCGUGGAUUGGGGAGGCUGAGUCGAGAUUAUAA
Molecule: messenger RNA, 1287 nt
Organism: Penicillium riverlandense
Lineage: Eukaryota; Fungi; Ascomycota; Eurotiomycetes; Eurotiales; Aspergillaceae
Product: putative salicylate hydroxylase
Exons: 6
Coding region: 1-1287 (428 amino acids)
Biological process (GO): secondary metabolite biosynthetic process
Molecular function (GO): FAD binding; monooxygenase activity
Source: RefSeq, a predicted model, not a curated record